Messenger RNA from Lathyrus sativus (Indian pea), 1764 nucleotides. Lineage: Eukaryota; Viridiplantae; Streptophyta; Magnoliopsida; Fabales; Fabaceae. The record is from the annotation of a GenBank genome assembly.
AUGGAAAGUUCUAAGAACAACAAACUGGAGAAAAGAAGUUAUGAUGUAGUUAAUGAGGACCAACAUCAUCUUGCUCACUCAAAGAAGCCAAAACUACCUGGUUUAGCCAGUGUGAUUGUAGAAGCUUUGAAGGUGGAUAGUUUGCAAAGACUAUGCUCAUCUUUGGAACCUCUACUCAGAAAAAUUGUCAGUGAGGAAGUGGAGCGCGCUUUGGCGAAAUUGGAUCAUGAUAAACUGGGUGAUAGGUCUUCACUGCCGGGGGAAAAGAAUCUGCAGCUUCAUUUCCGAACAAGAAUGCCGCCUCAUUUGUUCACAGGAGGGAAGGUUGAGGGAGAGCAAGGAGCAGUCAUUCAUGUUAUCUUGUUGGAUCCGAACACGGGCAACGUUGUUCAAGUUGGACCGGAAUCGGUUUCUAAGUUGAAUGUUGUUGUGCUUGAAGGUGAUUUUAAUGAGGAGGUUGAUGAUGAUUGGACAAAGGAUCACUUUGAAAGCCAUCAAGUAAAGGAACGUGACGGGAAAAGACCAAUUCUAACUGGCGAUUUGCAAGUUAGUCUAAAAGAAGGUGUAGGAACAUUAGGCGAUCUUUCUUUCACAGACAAUUCUAGCUGGAUAAGAAGCAGAAAAUUUAGGCUUGGAGUUAAGGUGGCUCCUGGGUAUUGUGACGGGAUUCGAGUGCGCGAGGGUAAGACCGAAGCCUUUGCUGUUAAAGAUCAUAGAGGGGAAUUGUACAAGAAACACUAUCCACCUGCUUUGCAUGAUGAAGUUUGGAGAUUGGAUCGGAUAGCAAAGGACGGUGCACUUCACAAAAAAUUGAUUCAAUCAAGAAUAGUAACCGUAGAAGAUUUCCUGCGUCUUCUUGUCCGCGAGCCGCAGAAAUUAAGAAGUAUACUUGGUAGUGGAAUGUCCAACAGAAUGUGGGAGAACACUGUGGAGCAUGCCAAGACAUGUGUCUUGGGUACUAAGCUUUUUGUUUACUACACUGAUGAAACCAAUAGCACUGGCAUUAUGUUCAACAACAUAUAUGAGCUAAGAGGCCUCAUUGCUGAUGGUCACUUCUUCUCUUUAGAAUCUCUCACUCCAAAUCAGAAGAUGUCUGUGGAUUCCUUGGUGAAAAAAGCAUAUGAUAAUUGGGGCCAGGUGAUAGAAUAUGAUGGAAAAGUUUUAAAUUCUUUGACUAAUUCGAAAAGGGGAUCAAAAUCUGUUGACACUCAUGCAAUGCAUCACAACAAUUUCCAAGACCAGCAGUAUGCAUCUGCCAAGGGCAGGUCGUUGUACGUCUCGUCUGUACCGAAUCAACAUUUGCAAAUAACGAGCAACUACUUAUCCAGUCCUGAUUAUCAGAUGGUAGGGACAUCUGUGAACGAUUCACAAAUAGCAUUACCAGGAACCAUGAAUUACAACAUGUCGGGUCCUGAAAAUGGAGGUGCUUAUUAUCAAGGAGAAUGGUCUAGGCAGAGAAAUGGACAAGGGUUGGAAGACAUUGUCGCAGAAGAGCUUCGUCUUAGGAGUUCACAGAUGUUGGAGAGCGAUGAUAUGCAGAGGUUACUUAAGACGAUUAAUGAAGGAGCUGAUUUUGGUCACUCUAAUGAGAGUUGUUAUAGUUACAGGCUUGAGUAUGAGCCCCCUUACGGCGGCGAGGAUAAUGUCAAGUGCUCAGGGAAGGCUGUUGUUGGGUGGCUUAAGCUCAAAGCAGCUUUAAGGUGGGGAAUAUUUAUUAGAAAAAGAGCCGCAGAAAGACGAGCACAGCUUACUGAGUUGAACUGA